GGAGGUUCAGCGUGAAGAGCAUCACCGCCUGUGAAACCGAGACGCCUUGAGCCCCUGACCGAGCAGGACGAGCAGAGUGAGCGGCCCGGAGCGACGUCAAGGAACAACUGUGGCGAUCAAGUUGUGAGAGUUGGCACGAAGGUAGAAAUAACAUGUGUGUAUCUCGGCUGGUUUUGCUGCUGGGGCUGCUUCUCUGCGUGGGGGCUCAGCUGUCCAGCGCCCAGCAUUGGUCCCAUGGUUGGUAUCCCGGAGGCAAGAGGGAGCUGGACUCUUUCGGCACUUCAGAGAUUUCAGAGGAGAUUAAGCUGUGUGAGGCUGGGGAAUGCAGCUACUUGAGACCCCAGAGGAGGAGCAUUCUCAGGAACAUUCUUCUGGAUGCCUUAGCCAGAGAGCUCCAAAAGAGAAAGUGAAAGCUUCCUACCCUACUCUGCUUUUCUACCCAGCGACCCUCUUCAUCAGUGUAUUUUGUCCAGUCAUGAAACAACGUUAUGUAUGUUUCUCCUCUGAUCUUGUCUAUUUGUCAGUGAAUUUGUUUUCCAGCAUUACAUGGAUUCAAUUAUAAUGUCCCAUAAUAAAAUAUUUAUUUUGAUAUUAAA
This is a messenger RNA of Scophthalmus maximus (turbot), 596 nucleotides long. RefSeq names its product gonadotropin-releasing hormone 2 (gene gnrh2). The coding region runs from base 153 to 410 and encodes 85 amino acids. NCBI's taxonomy places the organism in Eukaryota, Metazoa, Chordata, Actinopteri, Pleuronectiformes, Scophthalmidae. Gene Ontology annotation, cellular component: extracellular region. Gene Ontology annotation, biological process: multicellular organism development. The transcript has 4 exons. Gene Ontology annotation, molecular function: hormone activity. The record is from RefSeq and is a predicted model, not a curated record.